AUGGUUAAAAAAACGAAUGCCUCGCAGCGCAUAAUGGACGCCAAUGAGGUCGUUUCCAAGGUUGAAGCCUGGCAGCGGGCCCUUGGCUACACGUUUUCCGACUGGCACAACGGUGCUGCCAGCCUCAACAUUGGCGAGGUAAAAAUCUCGCAUUCCAGACAUGGCAAGGCCAUUUCGCACGCCAAAAAGUUCCAGAACGUCUAUGAAGACGGCAGAAAAUGCGUGGUCGACCAUCUUAUGGGCGAGCACGAUAUCAUCCCAGGCCCCGGCCAGUUGCUCUAUCAUGGUCUCGACCGCGCAGGCGCGCAGACCAUCAUGCCUUCGCCCAAAAUCUUCGCCACGGCCGCCAGGGGCCUGGGCAUCGACGGCGCCAUCUUGUUGGGCGGCAAGAACGCCAGAGACGACAAGGUCGUUGCGUCGGUCGUGGUGGCCAUGCUGGGCGUGGUGGCGCUGAAAGGCGGCAAACAGCAGCUUGCCGAGGCCCUGGGCAGGCUGGGACUGUAUCACGGCAUGAGCGCGACCGAGAGGGAGACAGCUCGCAUUCUUUGGAAGGGUCUGGAUAGGGUUUUGUGA
Molecule: messenger RNA, 573 nt
Organism: Gaeumannomyces tritici R3-111a-1
Lineage: Eukaryota; Fungi; Ascomycota; Sordariomycetes; Magnaporthales; Magnaporthaceae
Exons: 2
Coding region: 1-573 (190 amino acids)
Source: RefSeq, a predicted model, not a curated record